UUAAAAAAUAAAUAAGGCAAUCGUUUUGGGCACCAAUUGUCAUAUAAAAACUAAAGUUCAAAAUAAAUAGUGAUUAAUAAAUACAAAAAAAUAGGUGUUUUGAAUUAAAUUACCAAAAACGAGCAAAUUGAAACAAAGUGAUUUUUAAAAAACAAAAUAUAAAUUUACAAUUUUAAAAAUCGUUGAAAAAAUUAUUUUACAUCAGAAUUUUUUGCUGAUUGAGCAAGAAGAAACCCACAAAAUUAACCAUGAAGACUGUUUGUGUCAUUCUUCUUGCAUUCCUGUCCAUUGGAGCUGCUUCAUCCUAUCAAAUUGGUCUCGGUCGAGCUGAUGUGACUGGUCCAAGUGUCGAAAUUGCUUUUAUGGGCUACGCACAACUUAACCAACGUGGUCACGGAAUUCACACCCGACUUUAUGCCAGAACAUUUAUUGUUGAAGAUGAGAGGAAAAGUCGUGUCGUCUUUGUCAGCGUUGAUGCUGGAAUGAUCAGUCAUGCUGUUAAACGCAAUGUCAUUCGUGAAUUGCAAAAGAAAUUUGGAGCUACUUAUCGUUAUGAUAAUGUGAUGAUCUCUGGGACUCACACCCACAGCGGCCCAGCCGGUUUCCACAUGUUUGUACUCUAUGACUUGACAGCUCUAGGCUUCGUGUCUGAGACUUUCUAUGCCUUAGUCAAAGGAAUCACACAAUCAAUCAUAAAUGCACACAACAAUAUGAAUGAAGGUCGAAUUUUCUUAUCAGAAACGGAAAUUUAUGAUGCAAACAUCAACAGAUCACCAAUGUCUUACAACAAUAAUCCGGAACAGGAAAAAGCUCAGUACAAGGAUAAUACUGAUAAGAAGCUUAUUCAGUUGAGGUUCAUGGAUAAGAACAAUAAGAAUGUGAUGGGAGCUUUUAAUUGGUUUGCAGUCCAUCCAACAUCAAUGAACAACACCAAUAAGUUCGUCUCAUCAGAUAAUGUUGGAUAUGCUUCGAUAUUGCUGGAACAAGAGUACAAUAAGGACAGUAUGGUUGGAAAAGGAAGCUUUGUUGGAGCUUUCUGUUCAGCUAACUUGGGUGAUGUGUCUCCAAACAUUAUGGGACCUAAAUGUGCUAUCUCUGGCUUAUCAUGCGAUCCACUUACAUCAGCAUGUCCCAACAAAGACAUUUGCUUUGCAUCUGGUCCCGGACGUGAUAUGAUGGAAAGUACAAAGAUCAUUGGCACUAGAAUCUAUCGCGGUGCAUCAAAACUACUCUCAACUAGAGUUGGACGUGAAAUUACAGGACCUGUGGCAUUUAUUCAUCAAUUUGUCGAUAUGCCAAAGCAAGCUGGAGUUUACUUCAAUCCAAAAGUGAAGAGAGCUGAGAACUAUACUGGAUGUUUACCGGCAAUGGGGUACUCGUUUGCUGCUGGAACAACAGACGGCCCAGGAGCAUUUGACUUCCAACAAGGCACAGUCAGUGACAACGACUUCUGGAACACAGUUCGUGACUUCAUAGCAGAACCAACUCUAUGGGAUAAGCAAUGUCAUGGCGCGAAACCAAUUCUUCUAGCAACUGGACGUGCUGCAUAUCCAUACCAUUGGCAACCAUCAGUUGUUCCACUUCAGCUCUUUGCAAUCGGUGACAUGUUGAUGUUUGGACUUCCUGGUGAAUUCACAACGAUGGCUGGACGUAGAUUAAAGAGUGAAAUACAGCUGUUUGCUAAAAGUAGGAACAACGAGUUCCAGUCGAUACUUUGUGGAUUGUCAAAUAUUUACACAAGUUACGUCACAACACCUGAAGAAUAUGAAAUUCAAAGAUAUGAAGGAGCAUCGACCAUCUUCGGUCCACAUACAUUGACAAUCUACAUUAAUAGAUUCGUGAAGCUUCUCGACGCUUUGAUGCGUGGCAACUCAGUCGAUCCAGGUCAGAUGCCAAUGAAUCAAGACUCGAAGCAAAUUUCUUUAGUCACAGCUGUUUACUACGAUGGACAUGCAAUUGGAAGUGGAUUUGGUUAUGUCGUGAAUCAACCUAGAAAGUACUACAGACGCGGUGAACUCUUGAUUGUCUCAUUUGUAGCUGGAAAUCCUAGAAAUAAUUUAAUGACAGACGCAAGUUACUUUUAUGCUGAAAGAAUCGUCAAUAACGAGUGGCAGGUUGUAGCUACGGACGCAAAUUGGGAGACAAAGUUCAAAUGGACGAGAGUUUCAAUGAUUUUAGGCAGAAGUGAAAUUGAAUUUUUCUGGGAAAUUCCAGAAUCAGCACCGAGUGGUGAAUAUCGAGUCAGACAUCGUGGAUCCUAUGCUUAUAUACUUGGUGGGGUUUAUUCUUAUCAGGGAUCGACGAAUCAUUUUAUAAUUCAAUAAAUUGGGCUGAUUGGUGCUGACUUUUGAGGUUAGGAUUGAUUAAGUUGAAUUUGAAGAUGGUCAGUAAGGGCUUGUUAUUGAAAUGUUACAUAUUGUGCUACAAAAUUAUACAAAAAUUUAUCCAAAUAUUUUUUUUAAUUUAUUUUAUUGUAAGAAUUUGUAGAUUUUAAGAUUGAUGCAUUAAUUUAUAAGCAUAAGUUAUUUUAUCAAAAUUUUUAUGUUUAAAAAUGAAAAUAAGAUUUAAAAUUAGUAAAAUUUUGAGGGGUAAACAACUUGAUGGGGAAAAAAUGAUGCAAUGAAUCAAAGAUGUGGAACUGUUUGAUAAAGGAUUGUUCAUCUUUUUUGAACAUUAUGAUCACUUCCAAGUCGUUUGAGAAAAAAAUACUGAGGAAUCGAUUUUAAAUUAAUAUUUGUCCCACCAAAUUGUUCUCCCCUUGAGCUCAAGUGUCAAAAGUUGAAAUAAUUUGUAGGAUAAAUAAUAAUUUAGGCUGGGCUAAAAUUGACAUUCAGUAGACUCAGGCGCGUAGCCAAAGGGGGGAGGGGGGGGGGGAGAGAGAAUUUCUGGAAACCCCCCAUAAUCGGGGGGUUAAUUAAUAAGAAAUCCGGCACCAAGCUGGUGUGACUCUGGCAUGGUGCUGGAUUUAAAUAGAAGUCAGAACCAUGCCAGAGUCAUUCCGGCUUAGCACCGGAAUUCUAUUCGAUUAACCGACUUGUGCCUUUUGGGCGUCUUCCCCUUUGAAUAUGCCCCUGAG
Chironomus riparius is the source of this 3076-nucleotide messenger RNA. Lineage: Eukaryota; Metazoa; Arthropoda; Insecta; Diptera; Chironomidae. The record is from the annotation of a GenBank genome assembly.